This is a messenger RNA of Trichosurus vulpecula (common brushtail), 1931 nucleotides long. It is a transcript of the gene MEIOB, whose product is annotated as meiosis specific with OB-fold. Gene Ontology annotation, biological process: resolution of meiotic recombination intermediates. The record is from RefSeq and is a predicted model, not a curated record. The transcript is spliced from 14 exons. Lineage: Eukaryota; Metazoa; Chordata; Mammalia; Diprotodontia; Phalangeridae. Gene Ontology annotation, molecular function: single-stranded DNA binding; single-stranded DNA 3'-5' DNA exonuclease activity. The coding region runs from base 170 to 1612 and encodes 480 amino acids.
GAGGACGCGGGAAGUGGCACGCGGGACGUAUGCUGGGCGCGAGCCUCGGAGAAGGCGGGAAGCGAUUGCUGCUGCUGCUGCUGCUGCUGCUGGCCUUUCUCAACACUAGCUACCCCUGCCCCACCUGCCUGGCACGGAACUGGAGGCCGAAACUGGCAGGGAUAAAAGAAUGGCGAACUCCUUUUCAGCAGAGAACUUCAUUGCACUUUCAGAUCUCCGUCCAAAUCUGGCUCAUCCUAGUAUAAUCGGUAUGGUUAUUGGGAAAACAGAUGUCAAAGGCUUUCCAGACAGAAAAAAUAUUGGAUCAGAAAGGUACACUUUCAACUUCACCAUUCGAGAUUCGCCAACUCAUUUUAUAAAUGUAACAUCCUGGGGAAAGGAAGAUUAUAUUAAAUCACUUUCCAAAAGCUUUAGAGUUGGUGAGUGUGUGACAAUUGAAAAUCCAUUAGUGCAGACAAAGGAAAUAGAAAAAGAAGAAAAAUUCAAUCCUACAACUCCAAGUUCCUAUAAACUGUUGCUCAGUGAGAAUCAUUCUGUGGUCAGAGUUUGUUCCAGCUAUCAAGUGGACAUUAAGUUACUUUCCUUGUUGCAUUUACCCAUAAAAGAUUCUCAGGAUUACUAUUCACUGGGUGAUAUUGUUGCAAAUGGUCAGACUCUUGAUGGAAGAAUUAUUAAUGUGCUUGCAAUAGUAAGAUCGAUUGGAGAACCAAAAUACUUUACAACUUCAGACAGAAGAAAGGGUCAGAGAUGUGAAGUAAAGCUAUAUGAUGAAACAGAGUCUUCUUUUGCAAUGCUAUGCUGGGAUAAUGAAUCUAUUCUACUUGCACAGAGUUGGAUACCACGUGAAACAGUAAUAUUUGCCGCAGAUAUAAGAAUAAGUUUUGAUAAAUUUCGAAGCUGUAUGACUGCAACUGUCAUCUCGAAAACCAUUAUUACAGCUAAUCCAGACACACCAGAAGCUAAUAUCCUAUCAAACUUUGCACGAGAAAAUGCAGAAGCAACAGCUCUAGAUGAUGAAAUCGAGGCUCAAUUAAAAGAAUCCAUAAAUUUACAGACAAUAGUUGAUGUGUAUACAGUAGAACAAUUAAAGGCAGUAGCCUUGAAGAAUGAGGGAAAAACUUACCCUUUCUAUGGCAUCCUUUAUGCUUACAUUUCUACACUGAACAUUGAUAAUGAAACUGUGAAAAUAGCACGAAACAGAUGUUCAGGCUGUGGUUAUAUUGUAAGUGAGGCAUCCAGCACUUGUACAUCUCCAUUCUGCAACAAAGAUUCUUCAGGACAUAAAUCUGUAUUUCUCAGCUUUGAUUUGCUGAUUGACCUCACUGAUCACACAGGCACUCUUCAUUCCUGUAGCCUUACAGGAACUGUUGCUGAGGAAACUCUGGGCUUCACGGUUCAUGAAUUUCUUGCCCUAACAGAAGAACAGAAAACAACAAUAAAAUGGCAAUUUCUCUUGGAAAGAAGCAAAAUUUAUUUAAAAUUUGUGUUAUCACCCAAGGCAAGAGGUGGACUGAGAACCUACGUGCUUUCAUGUAAGCUUGCUGAUCCUAUUGAAGCCAGUAGGAUGUUGUCAGGAAAAAGUAAUACAUUAGAAAAUCUGAAAAGCUACUAAAAGUUUCACCUACUUUGAAAAAGGAAUAUGUUUUUUAAAAAGUGAAAAAAUAUUUGUUUUAAAAAAUAUUUAAAUUGUACUUUGUCCAAAUAUUAUUUCUUAUUAUUGUGGUAAAUUCUUAGGUUUCCCUCCUGUAGAUUAAACUCUUUGUUUAAGGCUAGUCUUUACAGGGUUGGACAGAGAGGAAAAUGGCCACAGAGCUCAUAUUCUCUGAAAUUCUGUCUACUGGUUUAGGUACCAUAUUUCUUCCAAAGGGCAUAUUCACUAAAUUGGAACAUGUUCAUUAAUAUUAAUAAACCUUACUGAUCUUUCCUACCAG